AUGGAUGAUCAAAAACAGAGAUAUCUUAAUGCAAUCAAUAUCAAUCCAAAUGAUAAAGAUGCACUCUUCCAACUUGCAGCGGCACUUAAUCAUAAUGAUCAAGAAGCAAUCACACUUCUAUCAGGUGAAUCAAUAACGAAAGAGCAACUCUUAUUGAAAGUCAUCCUUCUGGAUCCAAACUUUGCCAAUUCUUAUUUCGGGUUGGCAAUCGUUAUUUCAGAUGAGAAUCGAGAGUCGAUCAUACUCCCAUCAGGUCAAUCAAUGACAGAGCAACAAUUAUACUUGAAGGCAAUAGAGUGUGAUCCAACUUAUACCAGUGCUUAUCAUAACCUUGCACUUACUCUUCCAAGAGGUGCAACAAUUACACUCCCGAAAGGACAAUCAAUGACAAAACAAAAAUUAUUCUUGAAAGCAAUAGAGUGUAAUCCAACCAACUCUAAAUCAUUCUUUAAUCUAGCAUUAAUUCUUAAAAGAGGUGAAUCAAUCAAACUACAUAAUGGACAAAAACUGAACAAGCAACAACUUUGUGUGAAGGCAAUAGAAUACAACCCAACCGAUUCACAUUCAUAUUAUAUCCUUGCAAAUUCACUUUCAGAUGGUGCGACAAUUACGCUACACAAUGGACAAUCGAUGACCAAGAGACAACUAUUAUUGAAAGCUAUAGAGUGUGAUCCGACUAAUUCUAGAUUAUACUUUAGACUUGCAUUAACACUUUCAAAUUACAUAUCAAUCACAUUACACAAUGGAGAAUCAAUGACAAAACAACAAUUAUUGUUUGAAGCAUUCAAAUCUGACCACACACGAUCAUCGGUUUACAAAGAAAUUGGAUUAUCUCUUCUGAACAACAAACAAACUAUUACACUUCCAGAUGGUGAGAAAUUGUCAAGGAGACAACUCCUUCAAAAAGCAAGACAAUUUAGAAUAAAUCUACCAAGAGAAUAA
This is a messenger RNA of Heterostelium album PN500, 942 nucleotides long. RefSeq lists its product as uncharacterized. The transcript has a single exon. Gene Ontology annotation, cellular component: endoplasmic reticulum. Gene Ontology annotation, biological process: protein O-linked glycosylation via mannose. The coding region runs from base 1 to 942 and encodes 313 amino acids. NCBI's taxonomy places the organism in Eukaryota, Evosea, Eumycetozoa, Acytosteliales, Acytosteliaceae. The record is from RefSeq and is a predicted model, not a curated record. Gene Ontology annotation, molecular function: mannosyltransferase activity; protein binding.